AUGGACGGACCAGCCGACUCUAAACCUUCCGCCAAGGAUAAAUCGGUUACGGACAAGUAUCAGAAACUCACCCAGCUUGAGCACAUUAUCAAGCGUCCGGAUACAUACAUUGGAUCGGUCGAGCGUACCGAACAACAGAUGUGGGUUUUCAACUCCGAGACUUCACAGAUGGAGGAUCGUAAAGUUAGCUUCGUUCCUGGAUUGUAUAAGAUCUUUGACGAAAUUUUGGUCAAUGCUGCCGAUAACAAACAAAAUGACUCUAGCAUGAAGUCCAUUAAAGUGGUUGUUGAUCGUGAGAAGGGCGAGAUCAGCGUCGAGAACGACGGGGCUGGUAUUCCCAUUGAAAUUCAUCAGAAAGAGAAGAUUUAUAUUCCGGAGAUGAUUUUCGGCCACCUGCUGACUGGAUCAAACUACAAUGAUGAAGAGGCCAAGACCACUGGUGGUCGAAACGGGUACGGAGCCAAGCUUUGUAAUGUUUUCAGUACAGAAUUUACUCUUGAAACCCAGGAUUCCAAGAGAGGCAAGAGAUAUAAACAAAUCUGGACCGACAACAUGAGCAAGAUAGGCAAAGCCAAGAUCUCGGCAAGCAAGUCCUCGGAUUUCACUCGCGUUACCUUCACGCCUGAUUAUGCGAGGUUUAAGAUGAGCGGUAUCGAUGAUGACUUUGAGGCCUUGGUGAAGCGCCGAGUUUACGACUUGGCAGGCACAGUAAAGGGCGUCAAAGUUUCCCUUAACGGCAGUGUGUUGAAGCUAAAUUUCGCCAAAUACUGUGAGAUGUAUGCAAAAGCUAUCGGCAGGGAACGUGGAAUCGAAGAAGGUGUUCAGCCUGCCAUACAGUCUGUCAUAAUUGAAGACCCUAAAGCCCAUGCGUCUUGGGAAGUCGGCUUUGCCGUAUCUAAUGGAUCCUUCAACCAAGUCUCAUUCGUUAACUCGAUCUCGACCACUUCGGGUGGUACCCAUGUCAACUACAUUGCCGAUCAAAUUUGUGAAAAGCUUCUAGAUGUCGUCAAGAAGAAGAACUCGAAAGGAGCCCAGUUGAAAACCAACCAAAUUCGCAACCAUAUCUUUCUCUUCGUUAACGCCCUAAUUGUGAAUCCUGCCUUUACAUCACAAACAAAGGAGGCACUCACAACUAGACCCAAGCAGUUUGGCAGCACGUGUCUUCUAACAGACGGGUUCCUAAAGAAAAUUGGGCAAACGGAUGCCGUUCAAAAUAUCUUGAACUUCCAGGCUGCAAGGGCUGACCAGCAACUGGCCAAGAGCGAUGGCAACAAGCGUUCACGCAUGAGCAAUGCUAAGCUUGUCGACGCAAAUCUUGCUGGCACAAGACGUGGUCAUGAAUGCACGUUGAUUCUUACCGAAGGAGAUUCAGCCAAAGGUCUUGCUGUUGCUGGUAGGGCGAUUUUGGAUCCUGACCGCAUCGGAGUGUUCCCUCUGCGAGGAAAGCUUCUCAAUGUCCGAGAUGCAGGUGUUGACCAGAUCUCGAAGAAUGCCGAAAUCCAAAACAUCAAACAAUUUCUCGGCUUGAAGCACAAGCAAGUCUAUAAGGAUACCACCGGCCUACGAUAUGGACACCUAAUGAUCAUGGCCGAUCAAGAUCACGACGGUAGUCACAUCAAGGGUCUUCUGAUCAACUUCCUUCAGGUUCAGUUUCCCAGCUUGCUCAAGCUGCCUGACUUCUUCCAGGAGUUUAUCACGCCUAUUGUCAAAGUCUGGAAGGGCCCAAAUCCCAAGAAACCCAUCCAUUCCAAGUCAUUCUUUACCAUGCCCGAAUAUGAGAGUUGGAAAGACAGACAUGAGAAUGACAGAGGUUGGAGACACAAGUACUACAAGGGUCUGGGUACCAGUUUGCCCGAGGAUGCCCAGGUCUACUUCUCUAACCUUGACCAACAUUUGAGAGAAUUCGAAGUAAUAAAGCCGGAAGAGGAAGAGUUGAUUGACCUUGCUUUUUCCAAAAAGAAGGCUGAUGCGCGUAAGAUUUGGCUUGGAAACUUCCUUCCUGGAACUUAUCUCGAUCAUUCAACCAAGACUUUGACCUACGAUAAUUUCGUGAACAAGGAGCUGAUUCUCUUCAGCAUGGCUGAUAAUCUUCGAUCAAUUCCUUCGGUCAUUGAUGGCUUUAAACCUGGACAGCGGAAGGUCAUGUUUGCAUGCUUUAAACGUAAUUUGGUUCGAGAUAUGAAGGUCGUUGAAUUGGGAGGCUACGUUUCCGAAAACACUGCUUAUCACCACGGUGAAGCAUCUAUGCAUAUGACUAUUGUUGGUCUCGCCCAGAACUUUGUUGGAUCCAACAACAUCAAUUGCCUUGAGCCUAGUGGAAAUUUUGGUAGCCGACUGGCAGGCGGUGCUGAUUCUGCAAGCCCCCGUUACAUCUUCACGCGACUAUCGCCAUUCGCCAGACGAGUCUUCUCUGCGCUUGAUGAGCCACUUUACGAACACAAUAUCGAUGACGGAAAGAAAAUCGAACCCACUAUGUACGCUCCUGUUGUGCCUAUGGUUUUGAUCAACGGUGCCGACGGUAUUGGAACUGGCUGGAGUACCACUAUUCCCAAUUAUCAUCCCCUUGAUGUUGUAAAGAACUUGAAGCGUCGCAUGGGCCGUCUUGAUAAUGAUGGAGAGGAAAAGCCAUUCGAGACAAUGGUGCCAUGGUUCCGAGGCUGGAAAGGCAUACCCGAAGAAGCUGGGCCGAACCGCUACGCCUUUAAUGGUGUGGUGAGGGAGGCUGGAAACAACGAGGUUGAGAUCACCGAGUUGCCCAUUCGUACAUGGACCGACGACUUCAAGGGCAAACUGGAAGAUAUCAUCAAGGGAGAGAAGGUCCCGUCUUUCAUCAAGGAUUACAAGGAGUACAAUGAUCACAAGAGCGUUCACUUUGUAAUCCAAUUAGAUGAAAAAAAUAUGAAGGGUGCCUUGUCUGAUGGGCUUGCUGAAAGAUUCAAGCUCAAUAAGACGGUAGCAACUUCCAACCUGGUUGCCUUCGAUACCCGAGGUCAAAUCCGAAAGUACGAGAAGGUUGAAGAUAUCAUGGAUGAGUACUAUGUUUACCGGAUGUCAAUGUACACGAAGCGAAAGGCAUAUUGGUUGGAAAAAAUGGAUAACGAGUAUCGGAAACUUCGAAACCAGGCUAGAUUUGUUACGGAGAUCAUUGAGAAUAAACUCGUUGUAUCAAAGAAGAAGAAGCCAGUCCUUGUCGCAGAGUUGAGACAUCGCGAAUACGAAGCUUUCCCUAAGGUCAAGGAUGCUCAGAAAGCUGGCGAGACCGACGAUGUCAUCGAAAAUGACGAUGAAAUGGCUGCCGACGAAGAUUCAGGAGCCAGAGAUUUUGAUUAUUUGCUCGGAUUACCCAUUUGGUCUCUGACACAAGAACGCGUUGAUAAGUUGAAGGCCCAGAUGGUCGGCAAAAAGGAAGAGCAUGACAUUCUUGCAAGGCGAAGUGAAAAGGACCUGUGGUGCGAGGAUCUUGAUGCUUUCGUCGAAGAAUGGGAGGUGCAGUUGAAGGAGGAGGAUGAUUACCAAAAGUCCAUUCGCAACACCAACCGCCGAGCAUCACGAAAGAUCGGAGCGGGUAAGGGUGCGAAGGGUAAGGCUAAGAAAGAUGAUGACUACAAUCCCAAACCUACCAAAGCCUCGGGUCCUCCCAAGGUCGUCAAAGUCGAGCAAAAGCCACAUCAACGAUUCCUCAGCAUGUUUGAGAAGAAGGCAAAACCCACAGCCAAAGGUGGGCUUGGCUCUGAUGGUGUAGAGGAAGAUGAGGAUGCUGGUUCUGGAAUGUCAGACGGUGAUUUUGAUGCUUUGCAAGCCACCAAACCCGCGAAAGAAGCAUCUAAGGCGCCCAGCGAGCAGCCCGGACCAUCAAAUGGCCGGACUAAACGCGCUGCUGCAGCUGCUCCAAAGCAGUGGAUCAUUGAGGAUGACGAGUCUGAAAGUGAUGAUGACAAGCUGCUGGGUGAUGUUGGUGCUAUGGUCAAGGGUAUUGGUGGUGGGGCCCCUCUGGACAAUGCAAAUGGACGAGUUUCUCUCUUCGCCAUGUCACGUCCUGGAAGUAGUCACGGCAGAGCUACGAGCGUAAGCAAUGAUCUACCUAAAGUCAAGCCCAAGGCCAGCAAGACGUUUGAUUUCUCUGAUGGCGACGAGACAAACUACGAGAUGCUGGCUAAAUCGUCUCCUCACAAAGCACCUCCAGCGCCGAAGGAUAACCUAGACAGCUUCUUGUCAGAUGAAGAUGAAGAAGACCUCGUGCCAAUCGCCAAAAAGGUUCCUGCCAAAGCAGCAGCCCCUGCCGCAAAGGGUCCUGCAAAGCGAGCCCCAAAGCCUAGGGCUAAAGCUGCUCCAGUUGAGAAGCCUACCGAGCCGAAAGCACUCUCACCGGCUGCCAAAGCAUACGCUGCGAAGCAGAGCAAGCUCAAGCUCACUUCGAAGGAUGUCUUCAGCGACGAUGAUGAGGAUUCAGAAAUAUUGAUGGGAGACUCGCCGCCGCCAAAGCAGAGCAGAGCGAAGAUGACUGUCAUUAGUGAUGACGAGGAUGAAAUGUCGCCACCACCCAAGGCCAAAGCUAAGCCUGCCACUUCUAAGGCCGCCGUGUCCAAGCCCACCAAGAAGCCGGCGCCAAAGAGGAAGGUGAUUAGUGAUGAUGAGGACGAGGAUGAGGAUGUCGAUAUGGAUGAGGAGCCGGUAAAGCCUGCCGCUGCUCCUGGACGUGGUCGCCCUGCACGAGCCGCUGCCGUUGUUGCAACCGCAAAGGCCUCUAAGCAGCCUGUCUAUAAUAUCGACUCGGACGAUGAUGACAUGGAUGUUGACGAUUUGGAUGAGUCUGCCCUGGUUGAGGACGAGCAGAGCGAAGACGACUUUGAUGAUAGUGAUUAA
Lachnellula hyalina is the source of this 4863-nucleotide messenger RNA. RefSeq names its product DNA topoisomerase (gene TOP2). The transcript has 4 exons. Gene Ontology annotation, cellular component: nucleus. Lineage: Eukaryota; Fungi; Ascomycota; Leotiomycetes; Helotiales; Lachnaceae. The record is from RefSeq and is a predicted model, not a curated record. Bases 1 to 4863 code for a protein of 1620 amino acids. Gene Ontology annotation, biological process: resolution of meiotic recombination intermediates; DNA topological change; sister chromatid segregation. Gene Ontology annotation, molecular function: ATP binding; DNA binding; DNA topoisomerase type II (double strand cut, ATP-hydrolyzing) activity.